Molecule: messenger RNA, 1148 nt
Organism: Bubalus bubalis (water buffalo)
Lineage: Eukaryota; Metazoa; Chordata; Mammalia; Artiodactyla; Bovidae
Gene: TFPI
Product: tissue factor pathway inhibitor
Exons: 8
Coding region: 215-1129 (304 amino acids)
Biological process (GO): negative regulation of peptidase activity
Cellular component (GO): extracellular region
Molecular function (GO): serine-type endopeptidase inhibitor activity
Source: RefSeq, a predicted model, not a curated record
UACCUCGCCCUUUCACUGCAAGCAGGAUCAGAUUGCAUUUCUUUCAUUAUUCUCCACGCCCCAGUUUCUCCAUCUGCUUAAAAGUAGACAAGAUAAAUUCUCUCUUCGAUGCCUGGAAGGGAAAACAAAAUGAACUCAAUUCUGCUUUGAAAAAAUCUUUCUAAGAACUUUCUUCAGAGAUAUUACUCACAUCCCUGAAAUCUUCAUUAACAUAAUGAAGAAAGAACAGAUUUUGGGGGUUUCUGUAUGUCUGCUGCUUAGCUGUGCCUCUGCCCCUCUCAAUGCUGUUCCUGAGGAAGGUGAAGAAUAUACAAACAUUACAGAUGCUGAGUUGCCUCCACUGAAACCUGUGCAUUCAUUUUGUGCAAUGAGAGUAGAUGAUGGCCCAUGCAAAGCAAUGAUAAAGAGAUUUUUUUUCAAUAUUCAUACUCAACAAUGUGAAGAAUUUAUAUAUGGAGGAUGUAAAGGAAAUCAGAAUCGAUUUGAAACUCUGGAAGAGUGCAAACAAAAAUGUACAAGAGAUUAUCCAAAGUACACGAGAAAGACGAAAACAACACUGCAAAAAGAAAAGCCAGAUUUCUGCUUUUUGGAAGAAGAUACUGGAAUCUGUCGCGGUUAUAUCAUUAGGUAUUUUUAUAACAAUCAAUCAAAGCAGUGUGAACGUUUCGCAUAUGGUGGGUGCCUCGGGAAUCUCAACAACUUUGAAUCACUAGAAGAAUGCAAGAACACCUGUGAAGACACAUUGAAUGAUUUCCAGGUAGAUGAUCAUAAAAUCCAGGAUAAAGCUAUGAAUAAUGCCUCCUUGACUCCCCAGCCUAGCAAGGAACCCAGCUUCUUUGAAUUUAAUGGCCCCUCCUGGUGUCUGACCCCAGCAGAUAGGGGAUUGUGUCAAGCCAAUGUGACCAGAUUCUACUACAAUUCAGUCAUUGGGAAUUGCCUCCCAUUUAAAUACAGUGGAUGUGGAGGGAAUGAGAACAAUUUUACCUCUAGAAAAGCAUGCGUUAGGGCUUGUAAAAAAGGUUUCAUCCAAAGAAUAUCAAAAGAAGGAUUAAUUAAAACCAAAAGAAAAAGAAAGAUGCAGCGAGUGAAAUUAGAAUAUAAAUUUGUUACAUUACAGCAUUAUUUCUAAUAAACAUUUUGGACAAACA